Messenger RNA from Helicoverpa armigera (cotton bollworm), 969 nucleotides. RefSeq lists its product as uncharacterized. The record is from RefSeq and is a predicted model, not a curated record. The transcript is spliced from 5 exons. The coding region runs from base 191 to 856 and encodes 221 amino acids. Lineage: Eukaryota; Metazoa; Arthropoda; Insecta; Lepidoptera; Noctuidae.
UCAGUCCCUCCGACACCGUCGCACUAUACACCUGUGCACCGCGUACCGACACAGACGCACGCGCACCCGCUCAGCCGCACGCAAGCGCAUCAUCUACUUACUCCGUUCGACAUUAUUUCAGAGGUACGCGCUGCCUUUAUCAACGCUGUCAUUAUUGUAUUAGGAAGUGAUAUUAUCUUAUAUUUUUGUUAUGAGCCGGCACGUGUGCCUGGCGGCUGUCGCCAUGAUGGCUGUACUCUGCGUUGCUGAUGCCCAAAGGCGUCUUGCAUUACCAGACCCAAGAAGCUGUGCAAACCGAGUACGUCACUCAACCUACCGCGAUGCCCGAGGAGUUCUUCACUCGUAUUUCUUCAGCUGGGAGCAUGCCCCAACACGUAACCUGGAAGUGGACUGGCUUGACGCUAGAAACAUCUGUCGCCGUCAUUGCAUGGAUGCCGUGUCGCUGGAAACCCCACAGGAAAAUGAGUUCGUAAAACAAAGGAUUGCACGCGGCAACGUCCGGUACAUUUGGACCUCUGGUCGUAAGUGCAACUUCGCCGGUUGCGACCGCGCUGACCUGCAGCCCCCCAACGUGAACGGCUGGUUCUGGUCGGGCUCCGGCGCUAAAGUUGGACCUACCACCCAGAGGAACACCGGUGACUGGUCCUACACUGGAGGAUAUGGCCAACCUCAGCCUGACAACCGUGAAGCCGCCCAGGGCAACGACGAAUCGUGCCUGGCGAUCCUGAACAACUUCUACAACGACGGCAUCAAGUGGCACGACGUGGCCUGCCACCACGUCAAGCCGUUCGUCUGCGAGGACAGCGACGAGCUGCUCAACUUCGUGCGCUCGCGCAACCCUGGCCUCCGCCUAUGAAACUCCAAUCGUAUUGCACUCUCGCCUUCUAAAACUUUAGAUGGCUGACAUUGUACAAAACCAAGUGUCUAUCUAUUAUUAAGUUAUUUAUUAAAUUAACAAAUUGUUCACAA